ACAGGGUUCGUAGAGAAGUGAGAGAGUUACGCCUACCGGAAGAAGUUAUCGGAAAAAGAGUGGAUCGACCACUUCAUACAACAUUCGGACCCGGAACUGGACCAGGCCAUUAGGGCCGUAUACCCGUCUGAUGGGAGGUGGAAGACCUUCAAGAACAACUUAUUGAGGAUCUUCGCGUGUGACGACAUGAUCCCCACGAUAGAACGGUUGCGGCGAGUUACGAGAGGAGAGCAAAAGAGUCUGGUGGCUUUUACUAGGAGGUUCAAGCGUUUAUCUCAGGCUUUGGUGGAUAGGAGGAUGCUUUCGGAAGUAGACCGGUGCGUAGUGUUCAUGUUGCACCUGCCUGAGGAGAAGAGGAAGGAGGUCCUCGAGAAGGUCCCUAGAGACUCCGCGAAUUUCGAAAUAGUCGCCGAGGUGGUCUUUACGGGAGAAGGAGUAGACGUGCGAGAAUACAUGACGGAUAGUCUGGAUAUGGCGCUCCGGAGUAUGCGCACCCAGAGGAGUGACGGUCCCCGUGGGUACGAAAGGCAGCCUCCUGGGCGUCCCGGUCAACGUUGGGGAGGAGGACCCCCGGGUUGGCGGAGCGAACCUGGUAACCAAGGGAACAAGAAGAGCGACCGAGAGGCUGGAGGGAAUCGGGCCUCGGAAUGGGGAAACUCCCGUUGGAGGGAUGCCAAGGAUGGACGGUGGGGAGACCCUCCCCAACCUAGGAACGAGGGGACUCGUCCCGAGGUAAAUGUAGACAACCUUUCUCUCCAAGAGACGAGAUUGGGAAAGAAGUCCGAGGUUGGGGAGACCUCCAACUCAUCCCGCGUCCAAAUGACAGAGUCACCAGGAAGCAUGUCCAUAAGGGAGCCCCAGGUGUCGAGAAUCAAGUUCGUUGAGACCCAGCCCGAAGAAGAAGGGCCUUGCCUAAGGGUGAGGACCCAAGUUGGGGCCAGGCCAUCUAAAGGCAAGGAGAGCGCGACGGAGGGUGGAAGGAGAAGGAGCGGCGACAACGACCAACCGAUGGUCGACGCCAAAGUCAUGGAAGAGAGGAAGGGGGAAGAACCCACGUCACCCAAGUCACCUAGGAAAAAGGGGGCGAAGAAGUUCGAGAUGAAAUGCACCUUGGACGAGAUAGACACGGUAACUCCCUUGCGAAGAACUCUAAUGCAACCAAUGCAAUGCACGCUCCUUGAGUACUUAGCGGCUAGCAAGAGCGUUAGAGAAAAGCUCAUAAGCAUCACCAAGAAGGUGAGGAUACCGCUCGCGGGAGGACCAACAGUUCCCGGAGAUGGACCCGCCAGAGAGGAGGUGCAGUCGUCGCGAAUAACGAUGGAAAAACUGCCGACGAGUUUUUUUUCGGAAGAAGAACUUGAAACUAAGAAAUUUUAUAAGCUUGGGAGUGGCCAGCUCCAAGCCGUGGUGAGUGGGAAAAAGAUGAGAGCCCUGGUGGACAAUGGGUCCGAGUCCACCGUAUGUAGGGAUUCUAUCGCAAAGGAAUUAGGACUUGAGGUGGAUAGGGGAGUCUUCAUGCCCAUGGUCGUCGCGGACAAUAAGCUCCAACCGGCGGAAGGAGUAUGUCACAACCCUUUGAUUGAGGUCGCGGGGGUAGAAGCUACGGUCCCCAUUUUCUUAGUGAAGGAGUGUUCUUCCGAGCUGAUCCUAGGGAGGACCUAGCUGAGCGCGGUCCACGCCACCACGGUCGACCUACCAGACGGGAGUCAGACUCUCUCGAUCCAAAGCUCGGAUGGG
Molecule: messenger RNA, 1737 nt
Organism: Chara braunii
Lineage: Eukaryota; Viridiplantae; Streptophyta; Charophyceae; Charales; Characeae
Source: the annotation of a GenBank genome assembly